Molecule: messenger RNA, 1272 nt
Organism: Rhodamnia argentea
Lineage: Eukaryota; Viridiplantae; Streptophyta; Magnoliopsida; Myrtales; Myrtaceae
Product: transcription factor MYB1-like
Exons: 2
Coding region: 168-1169 (333 amino acids)
Source: RefSeq, a predicted model, not a curated record
GGGGAUAACCGUUAAAUAAUUGACAGCUUCUUCGUUGGUGGAAUAUAACUAUGCCCUAGAAAAGUUCAAAGGGUUCACAUGGUAUAUAAGAGGACCACUUCGUAGCUUGUCUGCUGCAUAUUGAUUGAAGAAAUCUAGAGAGAGAGAGAGAGAGAAAAGCAGAAAGCAUGGGAAGAGCACCAUGCUGCUCUAAGGUGGGUUUACGUAGAGGGCCGUGGUCGAACAAAGAAGACACCAUGCUCGUUAAGUACAUUCAGACGCACGGCGAAGGUCAUUGGCGAUCCUUGCCUAAGAAAGCAGGGUUGCUGAGAUGUGGGAAGAGCUGCAGGCUAAGGUGGAUGAACUAUCUAAGGCCAGACAUCAAGAGAGGGAACAUCACUCAGGAUGAGGAAGACCUCAUCAUGAAGCUUCACGCCCUCCUCGGAAACCGGUGGUCACUGAUUGCCGGGCGACUUCCGGGCCGAACUGACAAUGAAAUCAAGAACUACUGGAACUCCCACCUCAGCAAGCGAGUCGCCACUGACGGCAAUGACAACCCCAGCAGAGGACUGAAGGGCCCAAAGAAGAGAAGCAGCACCAACAACAACAACAACAACAAAGUCAGCAAUCUCAUCAGCACCAGCAAGAAGAAGAGGCAAUCGAAGAAGAGCCCUCAAGAAGAUCAAGAAGAAGAAGACGCUGCCGCCGCCACGAAGAUCAAAGUCCACCAGCCCAAGGCAAUUAGGGUUUCCCCAAUAUUCUCCAUCGCGAGGAACAGAAGCUUCGAGACUGUGGAGACCGCAGACGAAGAAGCCAUGGCGCAUGAUAAGCACGAGAGCCACGAUAUGAUCAUCAACGGUAACAACACUUGCAGUAACAACGAUCUUUCGUGGAUGAUCAGCGAGGCUAAAGAACACAACUGGUUCUGCGACGACGACGACGACUACAACGACAUAGUGGAUGUGGAAGGGUGCUGCGGCGGCGGUGGCAGCGGCGGUGAUGAGAUGAUCUGCUCCGGCGACAAUAAGAAUGCGCCGUCGUCGUCGUCUUCCUCCCCGUGCCAUCGAAUUUGGUUGCCCGACAACAGCAACAAGAAGACGCUGGAGAAGAUAUUUGAGGAGUAUCACGAGCUGCUUAGGUCGGAGGAUCACCUUCAGCUGGAAUCUUUUGUCGAUUCCUUAUUGCUUUGAAGUUUUUGCCAUUAUUUGAGUUGGAAGAAAUGUGAGUAGGACCAUCAGGGUCCAUUGUCCCAUGUCAAUGAUCAUCCAUUGGUCAAGCUUUUCAUCUUUUUUA